CCAACCACUUCACUUAAACGUUACUCCAAAGUCUCUCUCACUUAAAAAGAUUCCCUCUUUCCGAUCGCUUCAUCGGAACGGAAUCGCAUAAUCCGGCGCCAGUAUGUCCACAGACUUCCAAUCCAUUCCACUCAUCGAUAUUAGUCCUCUUGUGGCCAAGUGUGAUGAUCCAAAUGUAGCCCAAGACAAAGAUGUUGCAGAAGUUGUUAGACUUCUAGAUCAAGCUUGUAGAGAAGCUGGAUUCUUUUACGUGAAAGGACAUGGUAUACCGGACUCUCUUAUCAAAGAGGUUAGAGAAAUAACACACAAGUAUUUUGGUCAACCUUACGAGGAGAAACUCAAGAUCAAAUUAUCCGACAAAACCGGAUACAGGGGAUACCAAAGAGUUGGUGAAAAUAUCACUAAAGGCAUACCCGAUAGACACGAAGCCAUUGAUUGUUAUAGUGAACUAAAGAAAGGGAUGUAUGGAGGUCUUGGUGACCCAUUAGUAGGAAUCAAUAAAUGGCCAUCUGAUCCUCGGAGGUUUAAGGAAGUGAUGGAGGAGUAUCUUGCCCUUUGCACAGAAUUAUCAAGAAAAAUCAUGAGAGGGAUUGCUCUUGCACUUGGCGGAUCAGUCGAUGAAUUUGAAGGCAAAAUUGCGGGUGAUCCAUUUUGGGUGUUUCGUAUUAUUGGUUACCCUGGUUCCUUGUCAACAACUGAUGAAGGUUUGCCAAAAAAUGAUGUUGGAUGUGGAGCUCACACCGAUUACGGGCUAUUGACGUUGGUUAACCAGGACGACGACAAAACCGCCCUUCAGGUGAGAAAUGUUUCAGGUGAAUGGAUAUCAGCAGUUCCCAUUCCGGGAACAUUUGUAUGCAAUAUUGGCGACAUGCUUAAGAUUUUGACAAAUGGUGUAUAUGAAUCAACAUUGCAUCGAGUGAUUAACAAUUCCCCAAAAUACAGAGUUUGUGUGGCAUAUUUUUAUGAGCAGCCAAACUUCAAUGCUUCAAUAAGGCCAUUGGAAAUGUGUGUAAAGAAAAGUGGUGGAGAGAACAAGUUUGAAGCAGCUGUUUAUGGAGAGCAUUUAGUUAGUAAAGUUCUGACUAAUUUUACAUAUUAAUUAAUAUGUAUAUUUUGAUUCAAAUAUUGUUUGCUAAUUGUAUAUUACUAUAUUAGUAGCUGUAAGUUGCCUCAUCUUGAACCUAUAAUUUCAACAGUCAUCCCAUCAUAUGAAGCAUUAAAGACAA
Molecule: messenger RNA, 1226 nt
Organism: Lactuca sativa (garden lettuce)
Lineage: Eukaryota; Viridiplantae; Streptophyta; Magnoliopsida; Asterales; Asteraceae
Source: RefSeq, a predicted model, not a curated record